Dufourea novaeangliae is the source of this 3928-nucleotide messenger RNA. RefSeq names its product ATP-citrate synthase (gene ATPCL). Gene Ontology annotation, molecular function: ATP citrate synthase activity. Gene Ontology annotation, cellular component: cytosol. Lineage: Eukaryota; Metazoa; Arthropoda; Insecta; Hymenoptera; Halictidae. Gene Ontology annotation, biological process: acetyl-CoA biosynthetic process; fatty acid biosynthetic process; citrate metabolic process. The record is from RefSeq and is a predicted model, not a curated record. Bases 232 to 3492 code for a protein of 1086 amino acids. The transcript is spliced from 11 exons.
UAGAAUCGUACGAUAUCUCGAGAUAUCGUGAGCUGUGUCGUUACUUAUGCGCACGGUGUCACUUUGAACGUUCAGUUAACCGCCAGCAGCAGCGUAGAGUGGACGUGUUCUCGGUUUUUCCUCGUUCCAAUCUCGUAGGUUAGGAAAUAUACCGUGAGAAGGUUAAGAUCGACCUCUCUUACAUCCACUAACUUAAACGUCGAAUAUUAAAUCUCUUUCAGAACUUGAAAAAUGUCCGCAAAAGCAAUUCGCGAGGCAACUGGAAAAGAUUUAAUUAAUCGUAAACUUCCUUCUGGUACAAACGCAGUGAAAUGCAGAUUUGUGACUAUUACGGAACAAACAAACUGGGCAGACAUAGUGAACAGCAAUCCGUGGCUAAGAACAGAGAAACUGGUUGUGAAACCUGAUCAGUUGAUCAAGAGACGUGGAAAACUUGGCUUAAUUAAAGUGAACGCAGAUCUAGCCACAGUGAAACAAUGGAUCUUGGACAGAAUGAACAAAGAUCAACAAGUUGGGAAAGCGACAGGCAAACUUAGAACAUUUAUCAUUGAGCCAUUCGUUCCGCACAAACAGGAAGAAGAAGCUUAUGUUUGUAUCUACUCCCAUCGAAAAGCCGAUACUAUUCUAUUUCAUCACGAAGGUGGCGUUGACAUAGGUGAUGUCGAUGCAAAAGCCUUGAAAUUGGAUGUACUUGUUGGAGAAGAAGCACCGGGUCGGGAUGUCAUAAUAAAGAAGCUGUUAGUGCAUGUAGCAAAGGAUAAAAUUGAAGCCGUUGCUACAUUCAUAGAAUCUCUGUACAAGCUUUACAUUAAUUUAUACUUCACAUACCUGGAGAUAAAUCCAUUGGUAGUGACAGACGAUGGGAUUCAUAUACUUGAUCUUGCUGCUAAACUGGACACAACCGCGGACUUCAUAUGUAGGCCAGACUGGGGUGAAAUUGAUUAUCCGCCGCCGUUUGGACGAGACGCCUAUCCAGAAGAGGCAUACAUUGCUGACUUGGACGCGAAAUCCGGGGCCAGUUUGAAAUUGACCAUUCUUAAUCCAUCUGGUCGGAUAUGGACAAUGGUUGCUGGCGGUGGCGCGUCCGUGAUUUAUUCGGACACGAUUUGCGAUUUGGGCGCCGCGAACGAGCUCGCCAAUUACGGUGAAUAUUCCGGGGCACCCAGUGAACAACAAACAUACGACUACGCAAAAACCAUAUUGAGUUUAAUGACAAAAGAAAAACGCAAGGAAGGCAAGGUGUUGAUUAUCGGCGGCGGUAUCGCUAACUUUACAAAUGUAGCCGCGACCUUUAAAGGUAUCGUGAAAGCGUUGCAAGAAUAUCAGCCGAAACUUGUGGAGCACAAUAUACAGAUAUUCGUAAGAAGAGCGGGACCUAAUUAUCAAGAGGGUCUGAGAAUUAUACGCGAAGUCGGCAAAAGGCUGGGCAUCCCCGUUUACGUAUUCGGUCCCGAGACCCACAUGACUGCCAUAUGCGCAAUGGCGUUGGGGAAAAAACCGAUUCCCGAUCCCGAGGCACAAGAAUUUUCCACUGCGAACUUUUUGCUACCCUCCGGACAGGAUGUUGGUCCCGCGGCUCCUCCAAAAAGUACAUCUUGCUCGCCCACCAAACAGCCGAAAUUAAAACCAAGCGACUCUGUUGACGGAACCACGAACAAACAACUAUUCAGUAGUAAAACGAGGGCCAUUAUUUGGGGAAUGCAAACUAGAGCAGUUCAAAGUAUGCUAGACUUUGACUUCGUUUGUCGUAGGUCUGAACCGUCUGUAGCCGCUAUCGUAUAUCCCUUCACGGGUGAUCAUAAACAGAAAUUUUACUGGGGUCACAAAGAGAUACUCAUACCGGUCUACAAACAUAUGAAAGACGCCAUGACUAAACACACGGAUGUCGAUGUAAUGGUCACAUUUGCGUCCUUGAGGUCUGCUUACGAUAGCGCAGUUGAAACGAUGCAAUUCCCCCAAGUUAGAACAAUCGCCAUUAUCGCGGAGGGUAUACCGGAGAACAUGACGAGAAAAUUGAUUUUGAUGGCACAGCAAAAAGGUGUUAAGAUCAUUGGCCCAGCUACUGUUGGGGGCGUCAAACCAGGCUGUUUCAAGAUUGGUAAUACGGGGGGAAUGAUGGACAAUAUUCUUCACAGUAAAUUGUAUAGGCCUGGCAGCUUGGCGUACGUUUCUCGUUCCGGCGGUAUGUCCAACGAAUUAAACAACAUAAUUUCCAAGGCUUCCAACGGAGUGUUGGAGGGCGUUGCCAUCGGUGGAGAUCGUUACCCAGGAACCACAUUUAUGGAUCACAUAAUGCGCUAUCAAGAAAAUCCUGAAGUGAAACUCAUUGUUUUGUUGGGCGAGGUCGGUGGCGUGGAGGAAUACGAAGUAUGUGAAGCAUUAAAGACAAAGAGGAUUACCAAGCCACUGAUCGCCUGGUGUAUCGGUACGUGUGCCAGUAUGUUCAACUCCGAAGUCCAAUUCGGCCAUGCUGGAUCGAUCGCCCACAGUAACUUGGAAACAGCUUCUGCCAAGAACGCAGCGCUGAAGGCUUCCGGUGCCUAUGUGCCCGACAGUUUCGACAAUCUUGGGGAACUGAUGCACACCGUUUACAAUAAACUGGUGAAGGACGGAACGAUUGUACCGGAACCGGAACUUCCACCGCCAACCGUUCCAAUGGAUUACAGUUGGGCUCGAGAACUCGGUCUAAUAAGAAAGCCAGCUUCAUUCAUGACGUCUAUUUGCGACGAACGUGGACAAGAAUUAUUAUACGCUGGUAUGCCUGUGACUGAAGUUUUGAAGCAGAACGUGGGAAUCGGUGGUGUAGUCUCGUUGCUAUGGUUCCAACGUUGCUUGCCGUCUAUGUAUUGUAAAUUCCUUGAAAUGUCUCUGAUGUUAACAGCUGACCACGGCCCUGCUGUGUCAGGAGCGCACAACACUAUUGUGUGCGCUAGAGCCGGUAAAGACUUGGUUAGCUCUUUGGUGUCAGGGCUUUUAACUAUCGGCGAUCGUUUCGGGGGAGCGUUGGACGGCGCCGCUCGUAUGUUCUCCGAAGCGUACGAUGCCGGAUUACAUCCCCAAGAAUUUGUGAACAACACGCGUAAAAAGGGGAAACUUAUCAUGGGUAUUGGGCAUCGUAUAAAGUCUAUAAACAAUCCGGAUAUGCGUGUGAAGCUUAUCAAGGAAUUCGUAAUGGAGAAUUUCCCUGCGAAACCUUUGGUCGAAUAUGCACUGGAAGUAGAGAAAAUAACUACAAGUAAAAAACCUAACCUAAUUCUGAACGUUGAUGGUAUUAUCGCCUGCGCCUUCGUCGAUAUGCUCAGGAAAAGUGGAAGUUUCACCAGAGAAGAAGCACAAGAGUAUAUCGAAAUCGGUGCUAUAAAUAGUUUGUUCGUCCUUGGCAGGAGUAUAGGUUUUAUCGGUCAUUAUAUGGACCAGAAGAGGUUGAAACAAGGCCUGUACCGGCAUCCUUGGGACGAUAUUUCUUAUGUAUUGCCGGAGCAAUAUAAUUGAAUUCAUCUUCCAUUUGCAUUUUCUAUCGUAAACGCAUAAUAAAUGUUACGAAUUCAUUUAAAGUUUAGAUAGCUGUAAUGAUCACAUGUCAUACGUGCUUCUUCGUAGCCGUAAGGACGCAUUAAUUCUUAGAAAAAGUAAUCGAGAGCCGUUGUGCGGUGCACUGUAACUGUACUCAUUCUCGUGGAUCGAAUCUGUAUUCUAUGAUACUACCGUGGCCUGAAAGUUUUUAUGCAGACGGUAAUCUGUAAAAAAAAAUUUAAACAAACCCAUGAAAUGAUAACGGUUAAUUGCGUAGUUAAAGAGAAACAUUCCACAGAGCAUUUUUUUUUUAUUUAAACAAAAAUCAGGACGCAAAUCGGAAAUAUUCGUUAAUUGUCAACUAAAGCGUAGGACCGGUAUAUUAGGUUUCGCAAACGUUAUUUAUCGAGUAUAA